AUGUCUAAGGAGUUAAAACUGUCUGUCGACGGACAUUCUACCAGUGCAACCGAGUCCUACACCGAGAUCAAGUACACCGAGAACAAGUAUUUUGCUUGGGUGUAUCAGCUCGAUGAGUUUGGUAUUGAAACCCGAGGAAUCGAACGGCUCACUGCUGAAGAGAGGCGUUGCACCCAACAGACGUUGGUUUGGCAAUUUGUCAACGUAAUUGGCCUUUGGUUUGCAGCCUGUGGAGGACUUACCUCCAUGUCUUCGUUCUUUCUUGCAACCCUCGUGUUUGGAUUGAACUCGAAAAACGCCUUGGUCAGUGGUAUCAUUGGGAUGCUUAUUGGAUGUCUUGUUCCGGCCUAUUGCUCUACAAUGGGUCCGGAGUCUGGCUGUCGUCAAAUAGUGAGUGCUCGCUUAUUGUUUGGUCAGUGGGGAGUCAAGAUAGUGUCUUUCAUCUGCAUUGUGGGAGGCGUGGGCUGGUCUGUGGUUAAUUGCGUUCUUGGAGGAGAAGUUUUGGCUGGUUUGGGCCCCAAUGUUCCCAUUCUGGCUGGAAUUAUCAUCAUUUCGGUGCUUAGCAUGGUGAUAUCUAUAUUCGGUAUCAGGGUGUUGCUUCGCUUCCAGACUGUCACCGCCAUCCCCGUCACCAUUGCAUCCAUUUUGUUCUACAUUGUGGUUUGUAAAAAGAUAGGUUACCUCAAAGAAACAGAUGCCAUGAUUGCGGCUACCAAUAAUUCUGCAAUCACAUCCACGGGCAAUUGGCUUUCUUUCUUUACUAUCGGAUACUCGGUGACUGCGACCUGGGGAUCGGGUGCCUCGGACUACUACAUCUUAUUCCCACAGGAGACCCCUCCCAUCCAGGUAUUUUUGGUGACAUUCUUGGGGAUUUCAGUGCCCACUACGUUUGUGGCAGUGGUUGCAACUUUGUGUGGUUCAAUUGCGUAUGGUUAUCCCCCAUGGAAUGAGGCCUACCAGCAGUUUGGAGUGGGUGGAAUCAUCAAUGAAGCAUUCAAACCCUGGGGAAACUUUGGCAAGUUUGUGGUAUUUGUGCUUUACCUAUCACUCGUCUGCAACAACAUCAUGAAUACUUACUCGUGUGCGUUUGAAUUCCAACUCAUGGACCACCGUUUGGUGAGGGUUCCUAGAUGGUGCUGGGUGAUCUUGGUGACGGUGGUGUACUUCGUAUUGUCUAUGGUGGGAAAAGAACACUUCUCCACCAUCAUUUCGAACUUUUUGCCAAUGUUGGCGUAUUGGAUUUCGAUCUACAUCACGGUUUUACUUGAGGAGAAUCUCAUUUUCAGAACCUCCGAACGUAUGAGACGACUCCAUCACCAAGAGAACAUUCCGAGCGGUCUACACUACAACUGGUCUAAUUGGAACAAACCCCAACAUUUCACCAUGGGCUUGGCGACAGUUGCAGCAUUUUGCAUCGGAGCAGUCGGUCCAGUGCUCGGAAUGAAUCAGGUAUACUGGAGAGGCCCAAUUGCCGCAAAACUUGGGGAAAAUGGUGGGGACGUGGGCUUCUGGCUUUGCGCGGCAUUUACUGCCGUGGCAUACCCCCCUUUGAGGUACCUUGAACUCAAGAAGUUUGGGCGGUAG
This is a messenger RNA of Suhomyces tanzawaensis NRRL Y-17324, 1584 nucleotides long. RefSeq names its product Fcy24p (gene FCY24). Gene Ontology annotation, molecular function: transmembrane transporter activity. Gene Ontology annotation, biological process: transmembrane transport. Bases 1 to 1584 code for a protein of 527 amino acids. Gene Ontology annotation, cellular component: fungal-type vacuole membrane; plasma membrane. NCBI's taxonomy places the organism in Eukaryota, Fungi, Ascomycota, Pichiomycetes, Serinales, Debaryomycetaceae. The record is from RefSeq and is a predicted model, not a curated record. The transcript has a single exon.